This is a messenger RNA of Dendrobium catenatum, 2239 nucleotides long. RefSeq lists its product as uncharacterized. NCBI's taxonomy places the organism in Eukaryota, Viridiplantae, Streptophyta, Magnoliopsida, Asparagales, Orchidaceae. The record is from RefSeq and is a predicted model, not a curated record. The coding region runs from base 179 to 2032 and encodes 617 amino acids. The transcript is spliced from 2 exons. Gene Ontology annotation, molecular function: cyclase activity. Gene Ontology annotation, biological process: sesquiterpene biosynthetic process.
GACUUCGUAUAAGAAGUAGCAGACUUUUUGACAUUUUUUUUUCUUAUACGAUAACAUUGGGUUGGGAGGAAAUCAGGAGAAGCUCAAUUGAAGCUUGCUCUUUUUGGUUUCUUCAAACCUGAGCUUCUCCUCUCCUCGCUGCUUCCCAUCCUGCAGUUAGAUCCACUGAGUUGGUUGAAUGGAUUCAAAUAGGCAAGAACAAAUUACUGAAGAAAUCAACCAGAAAAUUGAAUCAAACUCGGCGCCCAUAAUCCCGAGACUUAAGGAGUGUCGGAUUGAAAUCCCAUCUCUUCAUGAAAGAUUAUUAGAGCAUCAGAGAAGCCAAAGGAAAAGAAGGUUUUUUGAUUUUCUGAGAGCUCGGCCAUCUUUAGAUUGGAUUAAGAACAUUCGAUUCUCAUCGCCCCUCGCAUUCUUUCGUCGAACUGUUCACCGCAGAGAAGAAAUCUCCCUUGGAGUCCCUUCUCCUGCCGGAGUCCGCCGCCGUUUUCAUAUUCACUUUAUCAGAAAAAUCAACUUUUUAUCCCUACUAACCAUCUGCAAGGAAUGGCUCUCUCAUCCUAUGAACAUUGCUCUCCUAUUCUGGUUGAUCUGCGUCGCGGUCUCCGGCGUCAUGCUUGGUUUGCUCAUGCUUGGUCUGCUCAAUGAAGCCUUUCCAACGAAAGCUCUGCGAAAUCGGUGGAUUGAAAUCAACAACCAAAUACUCAACGCUCUCUUCACUCUCAUGAGCAUAUACCAGCACCCUGUCAUCUUCCAUCACUUGUUCAUGCUAUGUCGAUGGAGAUCCGAAGACAUCAUUGAUCUCAGAAAGAUGUACUGCAAAAAUGGAGCUCACCGUCCGAAUGAAUGGGCUCACAUGAUGGUCGUUAUCAUCCUCCUCCACAUCACUUGCAUAGCUCAGUAUGCUCUUUGUGCUGUCUAUUGGGGUUUCACUAACUUUGACAGGCCUGAGAUCCUUGAAUACUCAUUCAUUGCUUUGGGUGUUGCUUCGCCGGUUUGCGCUGGCGCUUACGCUAUUUACAGCCCUCUCGGAAGGGAGUUUGAAUCCGAAUUUAACGGAGAAUUGCAGGGUUCGAUGAAUGGUAAGGCCGGGCUGAAGCUUAAUGGCCAACGAGUCCUCGUGAGCGAGCCAGAAUGGAUCGGCGGGCUAUUUGAUUGCUUCGAUGACGUGCCAGUGGCGUAUCUCUCAUGUUGUUGCACUUGCUGUGUUUUUGGAUGGAAUAUGGAGAGGCUUGGAUUUGGAAACAUGUAUGUCCACAUUGUCACUUUCCUUCUGCUAUGCUUAGCUCCCUUCUGGAUAUUCAAUAUUUCAGCUCUGAAGGUUCAUGAUUAUGUUAUUGGGGAUGUGUUGGGGAUUUCAGGGAUAGUGUUGUGUGUGUUUGGAUUGAUUUAUGGGGGUUUUUGGAGAAUUCAGAUGAGGAAGAGAUUUAAGCUACCAGAAGAUAGAUUCUGCUGUGGAUCUGCUUCUUUAACCGAUUACUUCAAGUGGAUGUUCUGCUGGAGCUGUGCUUUGGCUCAGGAAGUGCGCACAGGGAACUUCUACGAUGUUGAAGAUGAUAGCCUUUUCAGAAGGCCAAGUGGGGAGGACGAGAGGCAAUCAUUGUUGAGUAGUUUUAUUAGUGAAAGUGGAUCGAGUUCAGCGGUUUCUGUCUCUCUUGAAACUAAUUUGGAGAAUCCAAAUGCAGUAAAUGUGGAAGAGAUUAGCACAACCUUGGUAGUUCCUGAUGCAACAAAUGAAACAAUUUGUUCUUUGGGCCAGGUUGAAGAAUUGAAUGAAGAGCAGAGUUUGGUUGUUGGUAUUGAUGAUAUGAUGGCUCCGCCGGUUCAGCCAUUGAUGAAGGGGGAAGGUGAAGGCCAGGAGGACUGCACAUCAUUGGUUGUUAUGGAUGAAGUAGAUGAGCCAGUUCUGCCAUUGGUGAAGGUAGAAGAUGGAAUGGCUAAUGUAGAGAAGGGUUCAUUUGUGAGAAUGAUGGAGUUUGGGCUCUUAUUUCUUGUAGUAGUAGCAUAUACAAUGGGUUCUAUCAUUGUUCAUUAGUAAAAUCAUUUGAAAUGGAUACUGUAAGUAAAAUAUUUUUAUUUUUUUAAUGAUAGAGAAGAAAGAAGGUGCCUGUAGGAAUAGUCAUACAAUUGCCUGUAAAAAGUUUAUAGCUUGUAUUUAGGAAUACAGACCCUGUAAAGAUUGUUCUGAUGCCAUGAUAUUUAGCAACUCACACAAGUAAUAUAAGGAUUCAGUUCAUAUCCA